GUUGUGAAAGUGUUGAAACAAGUUUUUCAUCAAUAAAAAAAUCCACGAUGAACGAUGAAGACGUAGCCGCUGUGGUAAUUGACAAUGGAUCAGGAUUGUGUAAAGUUGGAUUUGCUGGAGAUGAUGCUCCAAGAGCUGCAUUUCCAUCAAUUGUUGGAAGAACCAGACCGACUCAAUCAUUAAAUGGCCGUGGAGGACCGAUAGACUGCUUAGUUGGGAAUGAAGCUCAAAGCAAAAGAGGAAUUCUAACACUUAGUUACCCAAUUGAACAUGGAGUUGUCAUAGACUGGGAAGAUAUGGAGAAAAUAUGGCAUCAUGCUUUCUAUAAUGAACUUUGUGUUACGCCAGAAGACCAUCCCGUAUUACUGACAGAGUCUCCCCUCAUCCCUAAAUCUAACAGAGAAAAGAUGACAAAUAUUUUAUUCGAAACCUUUCAUUCUCCGGCUAUGUACGUUGCUACCCAGUCACUAAUGUCUUUAUACGCUUCUGGUCGUACAACUGGCAUUGUGUUGCACUCUGGUGAUGGUGUAACCAAUACUGUACCCGUCUUCGAAGGUAAUGCCAUUACGCAUGCUAUUUUGGGGUUGGAUCUCGCCGGAACUGACCUUACAGACUAUUUGAAGAAACUUCUGGCAGAACGAGGAUAUUCAUUCACAAGCACAGCCGAAAGAGAAAUCGUAAGAGACAUAAAAGAAAAUAUGUGCUAUAUAGCAUUAGACUUUGGACAAGAAAUGCAAACAUCUGCUUCUUCGUCAAGUUUAGAGAAAAGCUACGAACUACCUGACGGACAGGUUAUCACAAUAGGCAAUGAAAGUUUCAGAUGUCCAGAAGCAAUCUUUCAUCAACCAUCUUUUAUGGCCAAGACAUCCUCUGGCAUACAUGACACAUUAUACAACAGUAUCAUGAAAUGUGAUGUCAAUAUUCAUCAAGACUUGUAUGCUAACAUCGUUAUUUCUGGUGGUUCAACUUUGUAUCCUGGUUUUGUCGGACGUGUGCAGAAAGAAAUCACACAACUUGCUCCACCACGAAUGAAAAUCAAAGUUAUUGCUCCACCAGAAAGAAAAUAUUCUGCUUGGAUCGGUGGAUCCAUCUUAGCCACAUUACCAUGCUUCCAACAAAUGUUGAUUACAAAACAGGAAUACGACGAAACCGGUCCAACAAUCGUUCAUCGAAAGGUUUUUUAAACUGCAAAACGUCUUGGUUAAAAUGUAAUUAAUUGCUUUUAUAUAGACAUGAUAUGUGUUAGCUGAUUUAUACUUUUACAUCAUUUCUGUAUUCAAAAAAUAUUUGUAAUUUAAAAAAAAGGAUAUAUUCAAAUGACAAAAACCUGCAAAAUCACAUUUGGAGGAUCGUUUAAUAUACAUAUUGUUGUUUGAGUUUUAAGAAUCUCAUGAGAGAUACCAGGCGAUCAAAUAUAAUGAUGAAUCCAACAAAUUAUGGAAACCAACCAUUUUUAAACGUUGAGCAAUACAAUACAACGAUUCCAAUGAAUGAGAUUCAACUUAUCUUUAGAAAAUUUACUGAAAAGUAACAUAACAAUUGUAUCUGGCAAAACUAAAUUAAUGACUAUAUGCCUCGUGAUACCAUAUUUUAUGUCUAACUGCAUUUUACUAGUGUUGAUAAUAACAGUGAUCAAUAAUUUCUCUUUAUCAAAAUAUGUGUUGAAAGUUAUAUACCUGCAUGCAAUAGAAGGGUAUAUAUAUAAUCAUUGAUAGACAUUACAGACUGUCAGGACAGAAUACAUUUGACAGAAAAACUACAAUUGUAGCCACAUAUAUAUACCUAAACAAACGAAUUGUGAGUUAUGAAGACAUUUGAAUGAAUGGUCAUUAUUUGGAAAUUAUAAAUAUAUUGUAUACAUCA
Mytilus trossulus (common blue mussel) is the source of this 1863-nucleotide messenger RNA. Its product is annotated as actin-like. NCBI's taxonomy places the organism in Eukaryota, Metazoa, Mollusca, Bivalvia, Mytilida, Mytilidae. The transcript has 2 exons. The record is from RefSeq and is a predicted model, not a curated record. Bases 48 to 1184 code for a protein of 378 amino acids.